This is a messenger RNA of [Candida] anglica, 3511 nucleotides long. The record is from the annotation of a GenBank genome assembly. NCBI's taxonomy places the organism in Eukaryota, Fungi, Ascomycota, Pichiomycetes, Serinales, Debaryomycetaceae.
CUCACCACCACAACGAGGGGUGAAAGACGUAAGGUUUCGAGUUAUUUAUAUCCAACACUAUAUAUACGAUAUCCAACUAAAUUGAGGUAAAUCUUCUUUCCUAUUCUUAUCGAGCGCUCAACCGUUGUAGAUAGAACUGCUAGAGUGAACAUAUUUCUUGGCUUUACGGGAUUUUCGGGAUUUUUUUUUUUUGCCCAAGUUAUAUUUUUUUACUCUUUGAACCCUAUCAUGGACACCAACCUGGAGUCUGUGACAGUGUCUAUGAGGUCGCCAUCGCCCGUGGGAAGUGCCAUUGAAGAGAUGGCCAGUAUGGCCAGUAUGGCUGCGAGCAUCCGGCUUCGUAGUGUGGUCUCCCCACCUGACGAAUCAUCAGCAUCAUCAUCCACCGCGAUGACUAGUCUGAACAGUUUUUCAGUGAGUAACAGCAAUGACGCGGCGAAUGCCAAGCUGCUACAGGGUGCCCGGUCAUCGAAGCGCUCCAGCUCCACGUCCAAUGACUUGAUCUACGAACGGGAUCGGUUCCGGGCCAGACUACACACAUUCAACAAUAGCAUCGGAGUUGAUGAUGGAUGUGAUGAAUGUGAAGUUUGUGAUGAAGUUGGUGGCAAAACUGCAAAAUUGAUGUUUGAUAGAGACAAUUUGGAACCUUCAACGGAGGCAAUUACCACCCCAAUCUCCGAGAUAAUCACCAUGUCUCCCUUGGAAGAUGUGAAGUAUCUUUCAUCUCUCACACCAAUCCCCUCAUCAACCGAAUCGAUUAAGAUCCUCCCCUUGACUCACAAGUGUCUCCGGGACAUAUUCACGUGGUAUUUUAACCAACCACUCCCUGCAACAGACUUGAUGUUCCCCUGGCUUCAUGGACUUCAUCGCGAUAACUUUGCACAAAGACAAUUUUUUAUAUACCAACAUCAACAACAAGAGAGGAAACGUAGUAAAAACAAGCCAGUGACAGCCCAAAAUACGCAUCAUGAUAUCUUCACGUAUCUGGACAUUUCUCAGAAACCUGAAGGCGUUCGGUUCUUGAUGUGUGUCGAUGCAUCCCCCAAGGGGGCAACCAAUUGUGAAGAUUACCCCAUUCAUCCAAUUCUAAGAAACACAGUAACACCAUCCGAAAUCUUACUGCCCAUAGACAUAUCUCGAGUUGAAGUUAGGGAGUUGAUACGACUGUUGGUGUUAAAGAUAUUUCUGGAGGAAGAGAUUUCCGAUGAAUUGGUGGACCUCUUUGUGGCUGAUUGUUUAAAAGUAAACCAUUUACCAACAUUUCUCAAUUUGGAUCCUGAUAAUGGAGUAAGUCUCAGAAAUUUCCAUAUACAAGUCGCCAAACUGGCUGGAUUUGCAGAUUUAGUGGUGUAUGAAUCCCAGCAUGUCGUGAAUGAACCUAAUGAUGAUGCAGUGUCUGACUCUCAACAGUUAUCCCAUUCAUCGCCAUCAUUGACUGCCCAGACCGAUUCUGGAAUCAAAGUCUCUUCAUCUGCUGCAUCACUCUGUCGGAUCCUUUGGUUGGCGCAACAGAAUGAAGCAUACAUACAGUACCAGAAGUCUCCAUAUAACGUUUUCGUUCUUGAAGAAACUACUGAUGUGCUUCUCAAGAAAUAUGACUCACUAUUCACAGUUAAGCCUUGCAAUACUACGCUCCCGCCGGGACUUUUGUCGAACAAACACGCACACCCAUCUGAAAUCAUCCAAGAUCCAAGAGUAAUGGAUUGCUUUGGCAUCUGGGAUGGUGAUUACCAAAUGAAGGAAGGGUUAGAAAGAACAAGAAUGUCUUGUGCAAGUAGAGUGUUUAAGAAUGUGUGGGUGGGCAAUGUAUGGGAUAGUAAAUUAAUAGAACAAAUGAAUGAUUUGGAACAACCUGAUGCCAAAAAAUCAACUAUUGAUUCAACAGAAUCGAUACCCAAGGAUGUGGAUUCAUACUAUCAUCCAAAACAUUCAUUAAUAUCACCAGAUCAUAUCCAUCAUAACCAUAAUCUUGUGGCAUUGACGAAAACACCGGCAAACUUCCGGUUACUUAUUCAUUGUCAUGAGAACGCAUCUUUCCCCGAUCUUUCAACCUUAUCAUCACUUCUUUUCCAAGCAACGAUUUCAUCUCGAUUAUCUCCAGAUGACGAGCCUCCUAUCACCAUUGACUUCCCACCAAGUGGAUCUGUUGGGCUUGGCAAUUGUAAAGUUGAUAACUUUAUGUCGAUUGUCAACUUGUGCAAACUCCUCUAUUUAUUCUCGUCUUCCACAAGUAAGCUGCAGCUGGUACUUCUGUCUCUUGUGUAUUGUUCCGAUGGGUUUACCGAGCUGUCUCUUAUUGUGUUAUGCUACUUGAUAUAUGCCACUGCAAUCCCAUUAGAUCAAGCAAUGCUCAAACUUCAUUUAGAAUUCGGGCGUCCGUUCUACAUUUUUAAUUCAGACGUUCAAAUCUUAAGGAAACUAGAACCAUUAUUAAUCAAAUUGAGUCCAGUGACUCUUGGUGAUAAGAUAAUUUGGAGUGAUAUGGAGCUUUUAACCAAUCAACAAGUUAGUGAAUUGUUAUUGAAUGGCACCACCGGGAAACCAAUACGGAAUAGCUUGCGGUUGGGAUAUAUUGGUAAUGAUGAUGAUUCAGAGGAUGAUUCAGAGGAUGAAGUUAAAUCUGAUGGUCCAGAAGAAAAAGAGAAGGGAGGAACAUCUACAGACGAUAAAUUAUCAUUCUUUAAGGACCCUUCGUACCAAUCCACUUGGGUGGAAGACGUGGAAGGAUCACUUCCUUCUAGAAUUCUCCCAUACCUCUACUUGGGAUCACUUAAACAUGCAAAUAACACCACUUUGCUUACUUCCCUUUCCAUCUCUCAUAUUAUAUCUGUUGGUGAACAGUUAGAUUGGCUCAAUGGCUACAAGUUCAAAGCACGUCAUGAUAUUGAAAUGCAAGAAUUUGAUGACGGUAACAUUGAAAUCUAUUCCAUAACUCCAAAGGACUCCAAGAGUGGACGCAACACAGUUCAGAAAGUGAUGAAGGUUAAAAAUCUUCAAGAUGAUGGGAUUGAUGAACUUUCCUCGUCAUUACCAACAAUUCUUCAAUUUAUGGAAGAUAUAUAUCAGAAAUCCAAUGGAGAAGAAAAGAUAUUGAUACAUUGCCGCGUGGGGGUUUCUCGAUCUGCCACCGUGGUGAUUGCAGAAGUCAUGCGUAGAUUAGAGCUUGAUCUUCCCAAGGCGUAUUUGUAUGUGCGAGUACGUCGUCUCAACAUUGUCAUCCAACCAAACUUACGAUUUAUGUACGAAUUGUUCAAAUGGGAAGAGGAUAUGAAGAGGAAGAAACAACGUGAAAGUAAGGUAUUGACCACAUCAACCGACUUGAGAGAAAUAGAUUGGUUUGUCAUGUGUCGAGAAAUCAUGAGAUUGAAUAUUAGAUAUUUAAAUGGCUGAACAAGAGUGUUUUUUUUUUUUCGCAGCCAGUCAUGAAAAUGAAAAAUGUCUAUAAAAUGUAUAGUAGAAUUAACCACAAACAAUAAAACGGAAACAACUGGGAGAAUUUAAAAUUACAAAA